Columba livia (rock pigeon) is the source of this 4260-nucleotide messenger RNA. It is a transcript of the gene SCNN1D, whose product is annotated as sodium channel epithelial 1 subunit delta. Gene Ontology annotation, cellular component: plasma membrane; sodium channel complex. Gene Ontology annotation, biological process: sodium ion transmembrane transport. The coding region runs from base 1411 to 3339 and encodes 642 amino acids. Gene Ontology annotation, molecular function: ligand-gated sodium channel activity. The transcript is spliced from 14 exons. The record is from RefSeq and is a predicted model, not a curated record. NCBI's taxonomy places the organism in Eukaryota, Metazoa, Chordata, Aves, Columbiformes, Columbidae.
GGGACUUCCGCUUCCGCCCGUUCGCCGUCAUGGCGGCCCGGGGGACGCUGGUGGCGCUCCGGGCAGCCGGGCGUUUACCAUAGAAGAGGCUGUUGCCACAGACGAGGCUUUUACAUCAGAUGAGGCUGUUACCAGACCCCGCGGGUGAGGGGACAGCUCGCGCCGUUGGGAAGCCUCCUGUGUCCGGUCGCAGUGUCAAGUCACACAGAAUCACAGAGUGUCAGGGGUUGGAAGUGGUCUGAUGGGCUUUGGCAUCACCAUUCAGUUACUGUGACUUUACAUAAAAUUACACCUGGAAAGGAUCUGAGGGUUGUCUCCUUUUUCUUUCCUGAAAAAGAGUUAGUUGUAUGUGUGUUUGGUUUUUGGUUUUAUUUUUUUUGGCUAGAAAUCUCCUGAAUCACUUCUUCAAAUUCCCCGUGUUCAGAAAACGGAUAAAUCCAAACCUGUUUUAAGUCAUUCAGUACACAGUCAAUAGUUUUUGUUCCACGAUUCCACCAGCAGACCCAUAAAAAAUACAGCAAAUCAUUUUGUGUCAUAUUCUUGCAUUUGUAAUGCUAAAGAAGAAUAAAGCGAGUUACUCCCAUGUACUUUGGAGGCCCAAUGUGACAAGAAGACGUAGUGUCUGUUCAGUAUUAAUUUAGGAUCGCAUAUCCAGAUCAUUUUACGAGACAACCCUGCAACAUCCUGCUCCGCUGAAGGGAACACAGAGUUUUAUGCCUCAAAGCCCUUGGCUCCCUGUCCCGCACAACUGAACGCAGCAAUUUCCUCAAGGGAUCAUGUGAGACGCUUAAAAGAUUAAACAUUUUAACAACAUGAGUAUUGUGUUUUGUGAAACACAAAAUUCCACCUGGCCUUAAUGUCAUUCUUGCUGCAAUAAGCGUGUUGAAUAAAUUACACGGAAAUCAAGUUCACAGGUACUUUGUGCAGAACGGGAUUUAGGAGACAUCGGUCACCAUGGUCCUUCUCCAAGGAUUCCACCUCAGUCUUUAUUGUCAGGGCUCUACUAAUCUGAUCUCUUUGGUGAUUUGAGCCCAGCUCAAGACUUGAGUUUCAGCUGUAUUGAAUCUGAACGCUUGUAUUUCCUAUUGUAUUUGUUCACACACAACCACCACCAACCAAUCAAAAAUUCCUCUUCAAAAGACUUAAGAAAUAACCCAUUUGUGGGCUUUUGAAAUUCGCAGCUCAGAUGUUUGUGAAAGCGAAUUUGUGCUGUUGGAUUCUCCAGUUGAGUUGCCCAAAAAGUUCACAACAGACUCGCAGCCGGGACCACACGACUGCAAUAAAGGAUGUAACGUUUCGUGCUCUUGCAGAAGAAGCCGCCGUCUCCCAUGGGAAUGAUUCCUGUGAUGACCACGCUUCCGCUCCAGGUCCCAACAGAGGGCACUGCUAUUCCAGAAACAGACAUAGAGGAUGGAGCAGGAAGUGGCAAGAGAAGAGGAGAAGAAAGAAGGCUUGAUUGAGUUUUACGAUUCCUUUAAGGAUAUGUUUGAGUUCUUCUGCAAGAACACAACGAUCCACGGCACCAUCCGCCUCGUGUGCUCGGGCAGCAAUAGGAUGAAAACAGCUUUUUGGACGCUGCUUUUUCUGGCCAGCUUUGGCAUGUUAUACUGGCAAUUUGCACUGAUGUUCAACCAAUACUGGGCCUACCCUGUCGUCCUGACCAUGUCAAUGCAUUCAGAGCCCAAGAUGUUUCCAGCUAUUACCAUCUGCAAUCUGGACCCAUACAGAUUUGAACUGGUUAACGAACAUUUGGUUCAACUGGACCGCAUGGCAGAGGAAUCUAUUACUUUUUUAUAUGGCGUCAACACCUCAGCCAGCUUAUUCCGCAUAAACGAGAAAAAUGUCUAUAUAAAAGACUUGUCAAACAUCAGCAAUCUCAGCAGAUCGAGUUUCAAGCUGAGCCAGAACUUCUCCCUCUUGAGAAUGCCUGACCACAGUAACAUGUCAGGGAAGAACCAUUACAGUGUAGGAUUCAAGCUGUGCAAUGCCACCGGUGGGAAUUGCUUCUAUAAGACCUAUUCGUCUGGGAUGGAUGCAAUUCUCGAAUGGUACAGAUUUCACUACAUGAAUAUCAUGUCCCAGCUACCAGUUAUAAUCAACAUUUCCGAUCAUGAGGAGCAAAUAGAAGAUAUGGUCUACUCCUGUCAGUAUGAUGGGGAGCCCUGCAGACCUGGUGACUAUGUUCACUUUCACCACCCAGUCUUUGGAAGCUGCUAUACUUUUAACAGCAAGGGAACAGACUCUUUUUGGACAGCUACAAAACCAGGAAUUCCUUAUGGACUUUCCCUUAUCCUGAGAGCUGAGCAGAAGGAUCACAUCCCACUCUUGUCUACAGUAGCAGGUGUGAAGGUCAUGAUACACAACCACAAUCAGACCCCGUUCCUUGAGCACGAAGGCUUUGACAUCAGACCAGGCAUCGCAACGACCAUCGGCAUUCAGCAGGAUGAGGUGAAUCGCCUGGGUGGCAAUUAUGGGAAAUGCACAACUGAUGGCAGUGAUGUGAAUGUUAAACUCCUGUACAACAACUCCUACACCCUGCAGGCUUGUUUGCACUCCUGCUUUCAGCACAUAAUGGUUCGAAAAUGUGGCUGUGGCUAUUACUACUACCCACUGCCUCCCGGUGCCCAAUACUGUGACUACAAUAAGCAGCCUGCGUGGGGUCACUGCUUUUACCAGCUCUACAACAGGCUCAGAAAUCAUCACCUGAAUUGUUUUGACCAGUGCCCCAAACCUUGCCGGGAAUCGCUGUACAAGGUGUCAGCUGGGACAGCGAAAUGGCCAUCAACCAAGUCUCAGGACUGGGUCCGCCAAGCCCUGAGGCACCAGAACGGCUAUAACUCCACCAGCAACAGGAAGGAUAUUGCCAAGGUGACCAUCUUCUACCAGCAGCUGAACUACCAGUCUGUGAACGAGUCGCCUUUACUCUCAGUGAAUCUGCUUCUGUCCAGCAUGGGAAGCCAGUGGAGUCUCUGGUUUGGAUCCUCGGUGUUAUCUGUAGUUGAAAUGUUCGAGCUGCUUGUAGAUACACUCGUCUUGUCUCUCCUCUUCUGCUACCAAAGCUUCAGGGCAAAGAAGACACUGAAAGUAACUCAAACUCCGACCAUCCCCAGCGUGAGCUUGGCCUUAGAAAACUACCGAGUUGUGCAAGAAGAAGCUGGAAUAGGUGAUGAUUCUGCUCAGCCUCACCCGGCUGGAGCGACUGUUGCCAUGAAAAACAGUGACCUGCACCUUCAGCUGUUCUCCGGCAAGGUGGAAUUGCCAGAGCUUUGCCCGACCGUGGUGCUGAAUGGAUUUAGACACACGCAGGACAGCGCUUCGGAAAGGGAACUGAACAGCUGAGGAUCCCUUUGUGUGCACAAAGUGGGGGAUUGAAACUCCCGCAGCACUCAGGUGCUGUCACAAAGGUCACAACCAGAAACGUUCUGGGUCCACGAGCUGUUAGCACCUCCACGCCACACUGCUCCUGCAGGUUUGGCGUUAAACCAUCCGUGUGUCCCGGAUUCGGGCAUCACACCAUGUCCUUUUGUUCCUAACGAGUAUCCAGGGAGGGGAGGACUGUACUUCUGCUCUCAGGGAUACUCAUAGAAUCCUCAUAGAAAGCCUGUUCAUCGCUUUUUAACUUUGAAACCCUUGUUAGGAAAUCAGGCUGUGGCUUCAGACAGGCCCAUCUACAUUUCACACGUGUACUCCAGCAAAACGUCGGCCUGGCCGGUACUGGAAGCAUUUCCAAUAAUCCAAGGAGCGGGUGCUCGUAUCAGUGUUGUCUGGAGGAUGACAGAGCCUGUAAUAACGAGAGGGGGCUCUAAUUACAGCUGUGUGUCCCCGACCCCUCUGUCCUUAACCUACCGCUGCUGGGUUUUGAGGACGAUGCACUGAAUGCUGCUGCUGAGAUGCUUUUAGACUUCACCCAGGUUAUUUCAAACGAGACUCUCUGUCUUAGAGGAAAGGAAAGAGAAGUGGGGUUGAUAACUUUUUUAUGUCACAGACGAAGCAUCUGACUUAUUUAGAAGAUUAAAACAAUGCUGCGUUUUUGUUGCAGUCCGUUUAUAAAUAGAGACGUUUUAAUGUUAAUAUUUGACAGUAACUUAUGUGUACAUAAAAUAACACGUUUAUUUUUGAUGAUGGUGUUUGCACAGAAGCAUUUUACUCUGUUAUAAACUUGUUUAUGACUUUCUGUAGAAAACAGGAGUUGACACGAAACCAACGAGCUUUGUUUUGUAACUUUUUUAAAUAAUAAAAUGCUCUGAAUACAGACUAUGA